Perca fluviatilis (European perch) is the source of this 6220-nucleotide messenger RNA. RefSeq names its product ubiquitin specific peptidase 7 (herpes virus-associated) (gene usp7). Gene Ontology annotation, biological process: regulation of protein stability; protein deubiquitination. The record is from RefSeq and is a predicted model, not a curated record. The transcript has 31 exons. The coding region runs from base 940 to 4275 and encodes 1111 amino acids. Gene Ontology annotation, molecular function: cysteine-type endopeptidase activity; protein binding; cysteine-type deubiquitinase activity. Lineage: Eukaryota; Metazoa; Chordata; Actinopteri; Perciformes; Percidae. Gene Ontology annotation, cellular component: cytosol; nucleus.
AGAGAAGAGCGCGACCGCCAUUUUGAGAUUUACCUCAGACUCAACACAUCACAAACCACGGGAGAAGCGGGUUGAGAGCUAUGGUUGAAAUCCACACAGCUCAGGCUAACGUUGUAUGACCGGGCACAUUCCUCACAAGAAACAAGAGGUUAGCUAGAAAUGCAACGAAGUGCCGCGUUUUGUUGUAUAUCGUGUUAGGGGUGGUUUGGGGAAUUGGUUUAUGUCGGGCCGUGGCAACUCUCGUCUCCGCGAACUUCCAAAUCAACAUUAGUGCUAUUUCGUAUUGGAAACGGGUUUGAAUGGAUAGCUUUUUCCUCCGCUCUUCCCCAGACGAGGGACAAUCGGAGGAACACACGGACUGGGGAUAUUGCAGACAAAGUUGUUGAAUGUGUGUGUAUAGCAAAUGAACCUUUUUUUUCAUUGUUGUUGUACCUAUAUCACCAGUUGGCUGCCUAGUGUCGGGUAGCUUAACGCUAGCUAUAAACAGGGUAUUUGUUCCUCAAGGUGCAGGUCGUUCUGUGCGUUGUCUUAUUGCCUCACAUUUCCCGGGGUAAAGCCGGAUUGAUUUAGCUAAUUUCAGCGGGCCUCCCUCCUCGGAGCCCCGGUCCAUCCAUCCCACUCCCCACCGUCAACCAGCGACUCGCACCCACUAAAGGCGCCGAGAUUGGGCGAAUAGCGAGCAAAUACGUCCGCGUUUCUUUACCCGCUCCCCCGCCGACCUCCCCUCCUCACUCCCCGGCGCUGACAGCAGACAAGGCCGAGGUCGCGACAGAGCAGGCCCGGCCGCUGAGGCUCGACCUGUCCACCCCACCUUCGCAUCCUACCACACCUCACCAGCAGUCCAGAACCCGGUUCCCCGCAGAGCCUACCCUGGACAAGGUCGAGGGUAACAGAGAUAGCAGGGAGCACCGCAUCACAACAACAACAACAGCUGCCAACAUGAACCACCACCAUCACCACACGCAGCAGCAACAGAAAGCCGGCGAGCAGCAGCUCAGCGAACCAGAGGACAUGGAAAUGGAAGCUGGGGACACAGAUGACCCGCCAAGAAUCCCGGCAAACCCAGUGAUCAAUGGUAACGUGGCCAUGGCAGAUGGACACAACAACACAGAGGAGGACAUGGAGGACGACACCAGUUGGCGGUCAGAAGCGACUUUCCGCUUUGUGGUAGAGCGCUUCAGCCGCCUGAGUGAGUCUGUGCUCAGCCCGUCCUGCUUUGUUCGGAACCUUCCGUGGAAGAUAAUGGUGAUGCCGCGCUUCUAUCCCGACCGGCCACACCAGAAGAGCGUGGGCUUCUUCCUGCAGUGUAAUGCAGAAUCAGAUUCCACGUCAUGGUCGUGCCACGCACAGGCCAUGCUGAAGAUCAUCAACUACAAAGACGACGAGAAGUCUUUUAGCCGCAGGAUCAGUCAUCUGUUCUUCCACAAGGAGAAUGAUUGGGGCUUCUCCAACUUCAUGUCCUGGAGUGAUGUGACUGAUCCAGAGAGGGGCUUUAUUGAUGAUGACAAAGUCACAUUUGAAGUCUAUGUCCAGGCAGAUGCCCCGCAUGGAGUGGCAUGGGACUCUAAGAAACACACAGGCUAUGUAGGACUAAAGAACCAGGGAGCUACCUGCUAUAUGAACAGCCUGCUACAGACACUCUUCUUCACCAACCAGCUACGACGGGCGGUGUACAUGAUGCCCACAGAGGGAGACGACUCGUCCAAGAGCGUUCCGCUAGCACUGCAGAGGGUUUUCUACGAGCUGCAACACAGCGACAAGCCCGUCGGCACCAAGAAACUCACCAAGUCCUUUGGAUGGGAAACACUAGAUAGCUUCAUGCAACACGAUGUACAGGAGCUGUGUAGAGUGCUCCUGGACAAUGUGGAGAACAAAAUGAAAGGCACUUGUGUUGAGGGAACCAUCCCUAAGCUCUUCAGAGGAAAGAUGGUGUCAUAUAUCCAGUGUAAGCAUGUGGACUACCGGUCAGAGCGGAUAGAGGACUACUAUGACAUCCAACUUAGCAUAAAAGGAAAGAAGAACAUCUUCGAGUCAUUCAAAGAUUACGUUGCAACCGAACAGUUAGAUGGAGACAACAAAUACGACGCAGGAGAGCAUGGCCUGCAGGAAGCAGAGAAGGGAGUGAAGUUCCUUACUUUCCCUCCAAUCCUCCACCUGCAGCUGAUGAGGUUCAUGUAUGACCCUCAGACCGACCAAAACAUCAAGAUUAAUGACAGGUUUGAGUUUCCGGAUCAGUUACCCCUGGAUGAGUUCCUUCAGAAGCAAGACUCCAAGGACCCAGCCAACUACAUCCUGCAUGCCGUGCUUGUGCACAGCGGGGACAACCACGGCGGGCACUAUGUCGUCUAUCUCAACCCAAAGGGAGACGGCAAAGUCAGUGUCAAGGAACCAAUAUGGUGUAAGUUUGAUGAUGACGUAGUGUCGCGGUGCACCAAGGAGGAGGCCAUAGAGCACAACUAUGGUGGACAUGAUGAUGACCUCUCAGUGCGCCACUGCACCAACGCAUACAUGUUGGUCUACAUCCGCGAGUCCAAGCUCAGCGAGGUGCUCCAGCCAAUGACUGACGUGGACAUCCCCCAGCAGCUGGUGGAGCGUCUGCAGGAGGAGAAAAGGGUGGAGGCACAGAAGAGGAAGGAGCGCCAAGAGGCUCACCUCUACAUGCAGGUCCAGAUUGUAACCGAGGACCAGUUCUGUGGUCAUCAGGGCAAUGACAUGUAUGAUGAGGAGAAGGUGAAGUACACAGUCUUCAAGGUCCUGAAGAGCUCUACGCUGCAAGAGUUUGUCCAGACCCUCUCCCAGACCAUGGGUUUCCCACAGGACCAGAUGAGGCUGUGGCCCAUGCAGGCCCGGAGCAAUGGAACGAAGCGACCCGCCAUGCUCGACUACGAGGCUGACUGCAACAAGUCGAUGAUCGACUUGAGCGACAAUGAGAACCCCUGGACAAUAUUUUUGGAGACAGUGGAUCCAGAGAUGGCGGCCAGUGGGGCCACAUUACCCAAGUUCGACAAAGACCAUGAUGUCAUGUUGUUCUUGAAGAUGUAUGACCCCAAAACCAGAAGCUUAAAUUAUUGUGGACAUAUCUACACACCUAUAUCCUGCAAAAUAAGAGACCUUCUACCAGUCAUGUGUGAGAGAGCAGGGUUUCAGCAGGAAACUAGCCUUAUCCUCUAUGAGGAAGUAAAACCCAAUCUAACGGAGCGGAUACAGGACUAUGAUGUCUCUCUGGACAAGGCCCUGGAUGAGCUCAUGGACGGGGACAUCAUUGUCUUCCAGAAAGACGAUCCAGAGAACGACAGCAGCGAGCUGCCUACUGCAAAGGACUAUUUCCGAGAUCUCUACCACCGAGUGGACGUCAUUUUCUGUGACAAGACCAUCCACAACGACCCCGGCUUCGUCGUCACACUCUCUAACCGCAUGAACUAUUUUCAGGUGGCCAAGACAGUAGCGCAGAGGUUGAACACAGAUCCCAUGCUGCUGCAGUUCUUCAAGUCACAGGGGUACAGGGACGGUCCAGGGAAUCCUCUCAGACACAACUAUGAGGGAACGCUGCGGGACCUGCUGCAAUUCUUCAAGCCUCGGCAGCCCAAGAAGCUCUACUAUCAGCAGUUAAAGAUGAAGAUAACAGACUUUGAGAACAGGAGGAGUUUUAAAUCCAUAUGGCUCAACAGCCAGUUCAGAGAGGAGGAGAUCACCCUCUACCCUGACAAGCAUGGCUGUGUGCGGGACCUUUUGGAAGAAUGUAAAAAGGCAGUGGAGCUCUCUGAAAAAGGCUCUGAGAAGCUCAGGCUGUUAGAGAUAGUAAGCUAUAAAAUCAUCGGGGUUCACCAGGAGGACGAGCUGCUAGAAUGUUUAUCUCCGGCUGCCAGCCGCACCUUCAGAAUAGAGGAGAUUCCAUUGGAUCAGGUGGACUUGGACAAGGACAGUGAAAUGCUCAUCCCUGUCGCUCACUUCCACAAGGAGGUCUUCGGCACCUUCGGGAUCCCCUUCUUGCUCAAGAUCAGACAGGGCGAGUCAUUUCGGGAGGUGAUGAGGAGGAUCCAGACCAUGCUGGACAUUCAGGAGAAAGAAUUUGAGAAGUUCAAGUUUGCGAUUGUGAUGAUGGGGCGGCAUCAGUACAUCACUGAAGACGAGUAUGAGGUCAACCUGAAGGACUUUGAACCACAGCCAGGUAACAUGUCCCACCCGCGCCCCUGGCUAGGGUUGGAUCAUUUCAACAAAGCUCCAAAGAGAGGUCGCUACACCUACCUGGAGAAAGCAAUCAAGAUCCACAACUAAAAGCAGCCCGCCCUUCCCUUUUGUCCUCCUCAUCCUCCUGCUCCGCCUUUCUCCCUACCUACUUUAACACACCAUAACCACAGACUGUAACCAACCGUGCGCGUACGUGUGUGUUUGUGUGUUUGUGUGUGUGUGUGUGUGUGUGUGUGUGUGUGUGUGUGUGUGUGUGUGUGUGUGUGUGUGAGACCGUGUGGGUGGGUGGGUGUGCGUGCGUGCGUGCGUAUGUGUGUGUUCAUCACUUUUAACACCCUGCCUGGACACCUCUACAGCUCUACACCGGCACUAUGUCUUCAGCGAUUGGGAUUUUGCUGCAGCUGACGGAUUAUCCUUCAACCACAAAAUAAACUGCACCAACCACCUGCUGAUUGUUGAUUUUGUUUAUUUAAUUUUUUUUAAUCGUCCCCCCUCCACGUUUGAGGCUGUUCGGUUGUUUUUCCUGGCUUCUCUACCUUGUUGACUGCCCGUAAUUUUUUUUUUUUUUUUUUUUUUUUUUUUUUUUUUUUUGCUUGUCUGGAAGUGGGAGACAUGAAAUUGGAUUUUAAUAUUAAAUAAGCGGAGAGGUAGUAGGACACAGUAUAAAUAUAAGUAUAUACACACACACACACACACACACACACACACGAACUUCUAGACUAAGUUUUUGUUUCCUUCUCCCACCUCAUCAUCCCACGCUUUUUUUUUCUCCCUUCAGAUUCUUUUGGGGGUUGUUUUUAAAUAGAAUUGUUUGAAGAGGUGUCAUUCUGCUGUGUGGAAAGUUUGAUGAAAGGAUAUUUGUGAGAACUAACUGACAGAAAAAGAUGGGGGGGGAAAGAGCCUGAUGGUCAUUUUUGCAGAUGCAAAAUGGCGUCCAUCCUGAGGCUCGGUAGUUGCCCUGAUGUGGUUCUAUAUAUAUAUAUUUUUUUUUUUUUUGCUCCCAUCCUUUAGUGCAACAAAACAAGUAUUCCCAAGUUUACACACAAUUGUUUCUCACUGUUUGGUUGGAGGAAAAAUUAUAUAUAUAUUUUUUUUUGUCUCUUUCUGCAGAUCUUGUAUAAUAAAAUAAAAAUCCACAGCAUCUGUUUAAAAAUAAAUGGGGAAAAAAAAUAAGGAGGAAAUUUGUCUGUAUUUCAUCUUGCACGUUGGCACUUAAUGUCAGAGGAUUCUCAGGACUGGCAAUGUACAUUUUGUGGUUUUGAGAUGCUCAGUGACUUUAAAGGAACACAAACACGCAAGCACAUUAGCCCUUGAUUCUCUUUUUUUUUUUUUUUUUUUUUUUUUUUUUUUCAGGGGGUUUUAAUGUCUUUCUCAGUCAUUCCUCCUCUAAACUUAAACACACACACAUACACACACAAGCUUCUUCAUAUUCUCUAUUGAUGGAAACUGUCGCCUCCAGGUGGUUGGGAGCAGUAACUGCGCUGUGCUUACUAGGGCGCUGCAGACACUUCGAUCCUACAGGUUUGAGGGUUGUGUAGAGACAAAACCAGCAUUGUAAGAAACACUUUAAGCCCUAUGAAUUUAUUUUUCUUUUGUUUCUUUUAAAGCACAGAUGGAAUGCUCCCCUAAUAGCGCAUAGCUGGCUCUGUAAAGACAACAUUUAAAAAUUGUAUAUUUAAAAAUAUGAACGUGUAAAAUUUAAGAGAAACACACGCCUUUGUUGUUGGGUACAGAAGGAGCCAGGUGUUCAUAUUUCUUGUGUGUAGGGUUUUCUUUCUUUUUUUUUUCGUUCCUGAUGUACCAUUGACAAGUUUCUUCUGUUACAUUUGGAUUUAUUUUUCUUUUCAAAACUAACUGCAUUGGUUUUGUCUUGUUAAAAAGUGCAGUACAAAGAUGACCUGCAGAAUCACACCUUAAUUUGAUCUUUUCCAGUUUAAAUUCCUCAGUGUAGCAGCAGUGUACGACAACUAUUCCUGUAUAUUGCCUUUUUGCUGGAAAAUGUAUGUUGAAUAAAAUUUUCUAUAAAAACAAA